AUGUUUGGUAGAACCUUUUGGAAAGCUUCUUGAAACACUGAGCACACUGAAAUGCAGUCACAUACCCGUUGCACUGAAAUGUGUCCCAAGCUCAAUCCAGAAAUGGCUAAGUCUCACACUAUGCCUAAAGAAAAAUGGGUGGAGAAGAGGGGAGCAAAUGGUAAACAAGUUAAAUUUACAGCUGCUGAGAAAGGAAAAGGCCUGAUUACACAUAAGGAGCAAAACACCAUUAUUACAAAGAAAAACAACAGUAAAGCAUUAAUAAUAGUGGAUCAACCUUCCUCAUCUGCCCCCAUUUCAAAGGUAGUCUCUAUUGAGGAAGAGGGCACUGACACUGAGGAGGUAUUCCAUGAAGAACCGCCUGCACCGAAAAAUGAUAAGGUUCAAAGUACUCAGUUAGCAUGUCCUGAUGUAUUAAACGUUGAGGAAAUGAAGAAGCUUUUACAGAUGGAAGUGAAGGGCAUUAAGCAUACUAAGAGAGUGGAAAUGAAUGAUGAUGUUGUUUUAAAGCACAUGAAGCAACAAAUGGAAUAUGAUGCAGACCUGGUAGCCAAGGGGUACUCAUCAGAUGGUGGAACCCAAAAGAUACUGGAACCUUUGCAAUAUUGGGAGUCUAAUUGGAAGGAAAUCUCUGAUGUGGUUGAUGUAAUGGCCAAGCGCUUGGAUGGUGAGGUGAAAAAAGAAAUGAUGUAGGUUGGUUGGGUAAGUGAAUAUUGUUGGAAAAUUGUAUUAAAAUUGCAUUAAAAGGUCAUUUUCGGACAAAUUUUUGAGUUGGGUCCCUUCCGAUUUGGGUCGGGUUAGAGUGGAUUCAGAUCGAUUUGGGUCGGGUUAGAGUGGAUUCAGAUUCAUCUUUUUAAGGGGUUCAAUUCGAUAUGUGGUACACUCAAAACGGAUAAUGGGUGAAUGAGAAGGUAAACUAAAUGUAGAACUACCGUCGGUCAAUGGACAUUUCAAUUUCUCCUUUGAAUUGCAAGUGUUUCGAACGUUGGUUAACGUUUGGAAACUGUAAAACACGAUUAAUGCAUGGUUGAAUUGUGUGGUUAAUGGCUGUUGAAAAUGACACUACUGUCAGUCCAAUAGAAGAAGAAUUCACAUCAGUAAGGAGCAAGAGAAACAAAAGAAAAGAUUUACCUGUUAAUUCUCCCAGACUCACCAGAAAUGCUGCAAAAAAGAAGGAAGAGAGUGUUGGGUCAGUUUUCAGUACACUGGCUACUCAAGAUUUAUCCAAUCAAUGCUUAUGAAUUGCUUGGUGUGGAAUGCAAGAGGAAUAGAGUCUGCUAGUGCUAGAUUAUGCUCAAUAGUCACGCAACGGCAGAUUCAUAUUUUAGCAGUAAUAGAACCCAUUGUUAAUUGUUCCAAGAUUGAUUUCUAUAAACAUAUCUUAGGUUAUCCUAAUGCUUUGUUUUCUUCUGUUAAUAAAAUUUGGGUCUUUUGGGACCCAGUGGUGGUG
Molecule: messenger RNA, 1450 nt
Organism: Cuscuta epithymum
Lineage: Eukaryota; Viridiplantae; Streptophyta; Magnoliopsida; Solanales; Convolvulaceae
Source: the annotation of a GenBank genome assembly